UAUUUUUUGUAUGAUACAAUAAAUGUUUACGGCAGGAUUAUUAUUUGUAUACAAAUGAUAGCUUCGAUAUGGUGGAAGAAGGCGAUGAUUCGGAAGAAAAUGUAGCCAAGAAGCACAAAAUCGUGCUAUUAGGCCUCCUGAUUCAUUUUUUACUUCUAUUAGCCGUUUUCGAUGUGUACUUCGCUAGUCCUUUAGAACAUGGAAUGUCUCCAAUCAAGAGUACAAAUAAUCCACCAGCCAAACGGUUAAUUCUAUUCGUUGCCGAUGGAUUGAGGGCGCAAGCGAUUUUCGGAAAAGAACACGAAACAAGAACACCGUUUUUAACGAAUAUUAAAUAUAACGAAGGUAGUUGGGGUAUCGCACACACUAGAGUACCUACGGAAUCAAGACCUGGUCAUGUUGCUAUGUUAGCGGGGAUAUAUGAAGAUCCAAGCGCUAUUUUAAAAGGUUGGAAGUCAAAUCCGGUAAAUUUCGACUCCGUAAUCAACCAAAGCAUUAAUGCGUGGGCAUGGGGUAGCCCCGAUAUAGUCAAAAUCUUCAAUAGAGAUAAUUUACCAAAAAACCAUAUACAUUCUUAUGAUGCGCGAAUAGAAGAUUUUGGUAAAGAGGAUACAGGAGUUUUAGAUACUUGGGUAUUCGACAGAGUGAAUAUUUUUUUAAAAAACGAAGUAUCUAAUUGUAAAACAAACUGUAAUCAUUAUUUCGAACAAGGAAACGUUUUUUUCCUUCAUUUACUUGGAAUCGACACCGCUGGACACGGUUAUAAGCCACAUUCAAAAGAAUAUAUUAACAACAUCAUUUUGGUCGAUGAAAAUAUUAAAGAAAUAACAAAACUAUUCAACUCAGUUUACAAAGAUAAUUCUAACGUAUUUGUAUUCACUUCCGAUCAUGGUAUGACAGAUUGGGGAUCUCACGGGACGGGUUUGGAUCACGAAACGCAAACUCCGGUUAUUGCUUGGGGAGCUGGUAUCAGAAAAAACGAUCAGCAGCAAGAUAUUAAGCAAAUUGAUCUAGCGCCGCUACUUGCAUCUCUUAUCGGAAUCAAUAUUCCUAUAAAUUCAUUAGGAAUUUUACCAGUUGGUUAUCUUAACGUCGAUAAAUAUAAUUUGGUAGAAAUGAUUAUGUCGAAUAUAAAAGAAUUAGUGGAGAUUUUUAAACAAAAGAUGCUACGGACGGAGGAGAGUGCGUUGAUUUAUUUCCCGUUCAGCAAUGUGACUAAAAAUGUUUUAAACGAAAAAGUAGAAAAGUUGAGCGAGCUGGGUUUGAAGUUAUCUAUCGAUGAUUUUAGUUUGCUGUGCGAAGAUUUUAUGAAAAUGUUAAUAGAAGGAGUUAAUUAUUAUCAUAAUUAUUAUCAGUAUCCUAUUCUUUUGAGUAUAAGUUUAGGAUUUAUAAUAUGGAUAUUAUUUUUAUGUGUAUCAGUUUUUGAUUUGCAGAAAAUCAAAUCAAAAUCGUAUACAAUUCGUAGUACAAUUAUUAUUAUUGUAAUCAGUAUUUUGUGUAAAAUUAGUAAUUUUCCUAUUUCUUAUUAUUUAUAUUUUAAUUUCCCAGUAAUAUCGUAUUACUAUUUAAUUAAAGGUUAUAACAUUAUCGGUAUGAUUCCAAAAUGUUCAAAAAUGAUUUGGCAAAUUAUUUUUUAUGUAGUAGGAAUCGAACUGCUCGUUUACGGAUUCUUCAAUAGAUCUUCCUAUACUAUUAUUAUGAUUCUAGUAGCUGCAUGGGUAACUCUUUCUGAAUCGCUUAAAAAAGGUUCUAAUAAUUCUGAAAAAAUAAUUUGGGUGUUAUGCUGUUUGAUAUUAUCGAUUUUUCCAUGUCUUCCUGUGAUGAAAACCUCUUUUAAUUUAUAUACGUAUUUUGUAGGGUAUGUUGGUUAUAUAAUAAUCUUUGGAAAAUUGUAUUUUUACGAUUUGAAAUACUAUCAUCGAUUGAAUAAUGUUAAUUUUCAAUAUUCCAUACUUAUUGUACAGUUUAUAUUUUUGCAAUUAGCAGCAGUUUACGUAAUAUUACUCAUCGAAUUCGAAUAUAUAUCACCAGAUUCUAAUUAUAAAUACAUCUCUUGGGUAAUCUUUGUUGUUCCAGUUUUACUUAUUCCAUUGACCGAUAAUUUUAUUGCUCUCAGACUUACGUCUACCGUUUUCGGGUUUGCGCCGUUUUAUACUUUGGUGUCAUCAAAUUUCGAACUGCUGUUUUCCGCCAUUUACGUGUUCUUCCUAUAUACGUGGUUAAUUAUAGAAUCUAAGACAUUCCAAACUGAGACUUCGCACAAAAUUAUUUAUUAUUUAAAAUUUGAAGAGUCUACAAACAAAAAAGGAAUAAACGAGGAUGCGUUUAGAAGAGCUUUCUUAUUCAUGAUCUUCAUUUUUGUUGGAUUUUUUGGUACAGGGACUAUGGCAAGUUUGAAUUCUUUUGAUCCUAUGUGGACCAGAGCGUUUCUAACUGUUUUUAGUCCGUUUAAAAUGAUGGGAUUAAUUCUUUUAAAAUUCAUCGUUCCAUUUAUUUUUACGUGUAGUAUUUUUAGAGCCAUUAAUGAAAUUGGAAAACAAAAUGUAUUAAAUAUUUUUUGUAUUAUAUUAGUAUUCUCUGACUUAAUGGUUCUGCAAUUUUUGUAUUUAAUUACUAAUGUAGGAUCGUGGUUGGACAUUGGGACAAGUUUGUCUCAUUUCAUUAUUAUGGAAGGUUUUGCAACCAUUUUACUUCUACUUUACGGAAUAGCUCAGUGGCUUACAAGAGUACGAUAUAAGAGUUUUGAGUCUGUAAAAGUUUUGUAA
Molecule: messenger RNA, 2765 nt
Organism: Psylliodes chrysocephalus
Lineage: Eukaryota; Metazoa; Arthropoda; Insecta; Coleoptera; Chrysomelidae
Source: the annotation of a GenBank genome assembly